Messenger RNA from Mytilus trossulus (common blue mussel), 6054 nucleotides. RefSeq names its product zinc finger transcription factor lin-29-like. The transcript is spliced from 4 exons. Lineage: Eukaryota; Metazoa; Mollusca; Bivalvia; Mytilida; Mytilidae. Gene Ontology annotation, molecular function: DNA-binding transcription factor activity, RNA polymerase II-specific; RNA polymerase II cis-regulatory region sequence-specific DNA binding. Gene Ontology annotation, cellular component: transcription regulator complex; PcG protein complex; chromatin. The record is from RefSeq and is a predicted model, not a curated record. Bases 619 to 2238 code for a protein of 539 amino acids. Gene Ontology annotation, biological process: regulation of transcription by RNA polymerase II.
CACAAUUUCCUGGUUUGGGGGAUUUUAAAAAUGUACAUGCAUGUCAAAUUUUAACACAAAAUUGAUUUUUAAAACUUUUGGUUAGCUACUUGACUGCAAACCUAUUUUUUGCCGUAGAGCUAGGAUUGAUUACGUAAUCGUACUUCAGUAGUAUAGGAAGACAAAAUUGCAAACUCUAUGCAGACCUGUGUUAAAAUUGAUUAGAUGCACAUUAAAUGCAGAAUUUAUUAUUCACAGUAGGGCAUUUCCUUUCAAUACGAACAGAUGAAAUUUACAUUCAGUUGAUGGUUCUUUUUUAUUUGAACUAGAUCUUGAGUUAGUAAUUGUUUAAUUGAAAUAGAAAUAUUAGGAAGGACCUAUUAGUACUGUUAUAAUACUAAAUAUGUGAAUAAGACACAAAUCUAUAUAAGGUUGAAUUAGUUCACUGUGUAAAUUAUGUGUAGUGCAGAAAAAAAUGUGUGCAGCUGCAACGAAUGCAUGAUUGGAUUUAGUGAAAUUACAAGUGCAUUGCAGAUCUGAAUCGUAACAUUGAUUUUUCUUAAGGAUAUAUUUAGUGUCACUUUGAAACUUUAAUCAUCUUACGCAGUAGAGAAUAAGACUGGGUCUUAAGAGAAUGAGAUGGACCCAUGGUUUGAGAACUUUAAAUUGAUGUUAACAUAUUGGUUGAUGUCUAACAGGGAUCCGACAAUGGCUGAGGCAGCUCUGACGUCUAGAAUGGCACAGCCCUAUCUACAGUCGGCGGGGAUGGACAUGCAGCCGUCCACGACAUCGAACCAAAACAUCACAGCUGGAAACUUUCCCAUCCCAUCAUCUGUCCACCACCGACCACCAACACCAUCACAAUAUCAUAGACAAGAUUCAGAUCUUCAAAGACAGCACAUAACCAGCUCAGACUUGAUCCCUAAUGGCACAGCACAUCACGACUUACAGGUCCAACCUGAAUCAACGACACAGCUAGAUCGCAAUCAUCUUUGUCCUACAUGUAGUAAAGGCUUCAAAAGCAAGCAGCAGUUAGCUCAACAUAGUCUAGUCCAUACCAAUAUACGCAAAUAUGUCUGUUCCUAUUGUGAUAAAGCUUUUAAACAGUUGUGUCAUCUACAGCAGCAUGUCCGUAUUCAUACAGGAGAGAAACCAUACCGGUGUUCAUUUGAAGGUUGUGACAGAGCCUUUGCUCAAAUGGCUAAUCUCCAUCAUCAUAUGAGAAACCAUGACGAACAUCUCAAAAAGUCUCAGACCAAACAAUUCCAAUGCAUGAUCUGUCAUAGGGCAUAUACCAACGAAAGUAGUCUCAAAUCUCAUAUGCUCAAGAUGCAUGUUCAUCUAAAGUCAAUAGAUGGUGUUCAGUCAGAUCUUAUCAACCGAAUUCACAAACCAAAGCCUACACGAUUACCUAGCAAUGGUAUGUCUAGCACUAUAGAUCUUACGUCAGAAGAACGUGAUGUGAACUCUGGUGACAGAAUGGAUGAUAGAAGGGCAGACAACUUUAGAUUUACCAAUUCUCCACCACUAGAUAGGGCAUUACAUCAAAGAAAUGACGAAGUUGCCAGAUUCGCUCAUCUUGCUGUUGCCAAAAGAUUUGAUCAAACAAAAACCAGUGAAUUUAGAUUUAAUAACAAAGGCCCUGAGAGCAUGGAAAUAGAUAACAGGGGAGAUAAUUAUAGAUUUACUGACAAACGUUUAGAUGAACGUGAUGCACAUAGAGCAGACAACUUCAGACAAUCUGCCGAUCGACUAGAUACACAAAGAGCAGAUUUUAGAUUUCCCGAUAAAAAUGCAAACGACAGACUGCAGGAUCAGCAGCCGGAGAAUUAUAGACUUUCUGAAGAAAAUCUAAUUGUACGAGCAAUGAUGAGUCGUGAUCAGCAGAACCUAGUGUCCAGUAAUACAUCUUCUCUGUCACCAGCAGACACACAGAUCAGAGGUCAAGAGGUCAACAAUAGGUCAAAUGUCAACUUAGCAGAUAAUUCAAGAAAUAGAAAUGGAAGAUUGAGUUUCCCCCCUAUGAUGCCAUUUGAUUCCCCUAGGGUUGAUUUUUUUCAACGACCCCCUCCACUAGGGUCCCAGUCUCCAAGAGCCAACAGCUUUAUCAAUGAUAUUCAACAAUUCAACAAACUUAAUGGUCAUGGUAGCCUACCUAGCAACCACACCAGUCAAAGGUCAACAUUUGAUCACAUGCCACAACCAACCAAUCAUAUCAGUUCUUCAUCAUCGUCUUUUGUCAGCCAGCAACCCAUGUAAAAAAGAGAUUAACUGAACUAUUUCAAACUAUUUGUAUAACUUUUUAUUAGAUUUUAAAAGUAACUAGGUUACAACACCAGCAUUGAUGUUUUAUAAACUAUAAUGUAAUGCUAUUUUGUACUUAGGAAUGUUAAGCUGUUGGUAUUUUAUCUAUUUUUGUGUUUAUCUGCAAAAAUAUCUCAACAUAGUCAUGUCAACACAAAUAUCAUGAAAAAUACUAAUUUCUUAUUUGUUACUAGAAACCAUUCAAAAGAAGAAGGUCUAGUUUACCAGUGUCUUGCUGUAAUGUUGGAUAAAAACCAUCCAGACAGACUCUAAAUAAAUCUUAUUUAUUAUGAAUAAUGAAACCACCUUUUCCAAUCUUUCACACAGAUACUUCCUGUUAAACUAUACUUUGAAUUUUUCCAUAUGUUGAAACAACAUAAGAAAAGUAAUCACUCUUUUCUAAAACAUUACUCAACAAAAUGACUUCAUAUUUAUUUAGCAGCUGGACCAUGAUGAGUUCUGUUGUGUGUGUUCUCUCCUGAACUGACCGAUACCUUCUUGACCUGUUACCAAUACUUUGAAUUACAAGGUACGCCUAGCUAUAUGGUUAUGUUUCGAAACCAAAUGAGUACUUGGACAAUACUUACAUGUAUGGUCGUGAAGAUAUAAAAAAAUCAUAUGGUCUGACCAUGAGCAUAUGGGUUGUUUAAAAAUUAAAUAAUGAUUGGCAUUGAAAAUGUGUGGGUAAAUUAAGAAUUUCUAAAAAUGAAAAAGUGGAAUACACAUUUGUUCAAAAGCUCAUAUGGUCCUUAACAGUCAUAGAGAAAGGAGUAAAAGACCUUAAAAAAUAACCAGAACUUCUUUUUUUAAUGGUUUAUAAGUUGUUGUUUAUGUAUAGUUUUUGUUGUUAAACAAAAAUCAAUUGCAGUUCAAUGAAAUUGCUCAAUUUAAAUGUUUUGUUUAAAAACUAAAAUUUUAAUCUUGUUAUAAUCUUCAAUGGUAGAAGGAUUAACUUAUUAAGUUAUCUGUACAUAUGUCACAUGACUAAGUUAUCUGUACAUAAUGUCACAUGACUAAGUUAUCUCUACAUAUGUCACAUGACUAAGUUGUCUGUACAUAAUGUCACAUGAUUAAGUUAUCUCUACAUAUGUCACAUGACCAAGUUAUCUGUACAUAUGUCACAUGACUAAGUUAUCUGUACAUAAUGUCACAUGACUAAGUUAUCUCUACAUAUGUCACAUGACUAAGUUGUCUGUAUAUAUGUCACAUGACUAAGUUAUCUGUACAUAUGUCACAUGACUAAGUUAUCUGUGCAUAUGUCACAUGACUAAGUUAUCUGUACAUAUGUCACAUGACUAAGUUAUUUGUACAUAUGUCACAUGACCUUUGUGGAAAGCAGCAUGUUUUAAUUAUGUUCAACAUUUUAUGUAAUUAUGCAGUAGCUUAAAUUAAAUUUAUUAAUUAUAUUUUCUGGUCGUAAAUAUGCAUGAAAUAAUUGGCCGUUUCAGAAUUUAAUGCAUCCUGGGUAAUAUUUUCAAAAGCAUACACCAAAGCGUUUUGAUUGGUUUAAAACGUUAUAAACAAUGGAAAUUCAACCAAUGACUUAAGGUUAUUUUCACUUUGGGGUACGAACAAUGAAAUUACCCAUGAUGCUUUAGAUUCUGAAACGGCCAAUUUCUGCUAGAUGUUAAGGAAACAACAAUUAAUCAAUCAGAAAGUUAUGAUGUGAAUAGAAAAAAAGUUUUUGUUAACUGUAGAUUGUAUAUUAGAACUAUUUUUUGGUCCCUCAUAUCAAUUAGAAAAAUUGGCAGCAUCACCUUCAGACUUCUUAAAAUUUGAAGUCAGUUAAUCAGAGGCAGAUUAAGGGGUGGCGAGUAAAGCCCCUUCUGUGGGGAAAAUUAAGUUGAAUAUUUAGGGAAACACUGAAGCAGCCCCUUCUUAGGCAGUCAGUACCCUUAUGAAAAUUUCUGAAUCUGACAUGGUAAUAAGAUUUUCCUUUUUCAAAUGGAGAUGGAGAAAAAUAUUUAAAUAACAAAUAAUUUCAGCACCUACAACAUCUCUUUGAUGUAAAUAUAAAAGGACCAAGCCACAUGGCUCCAUUAUUAGUCAUAGAUAGAUAUGAUUUUGUAACAUAUAAGACAAACAUAACUUUUUUUUAAUAAUUCUACAUCAAUUUAUAAGAAAAUGGCAAAAAUGAAAAUAAAUGUGAUAAUCAGAUUGAAUAACUAAAAUUUAAUCAUUUGACAUACAUACACUAUGUUUACAACUUAAUUUUUUCCUUACUUUACUAGAUGUAUAUGAGAUAUUGUUUUUUAAAACUGCAAUGCUUCUGUUAUUGGCUCUUGUGAUUAAGUUUGAUUGUGAAAAUAAAUGUAACUUUUUUUAGCUCACAUAGUCCAAAAGGCCUGUUUGAACUAUUGUUUGUCACAUGAUUCUAUCAUUCAUCACCACAUGCAUCUUAAAGAUUUGUUUUCCACUUGAGUAACUGUAUAUAAAAAAGAAGAUGUGGUAUGAUUGACAAUGAGACAACUAUCCACAAAAGACCAAAAUGACACAAACAUUGACAACUAUAGGUCACCGUACGGCCUUCAACAAUGAGCAAAGUCCAUACCGUUUCUACUCAACUGUUCGGAAAGUACUAUAAUUGGUCCCUUUCCACAAUAAAGCCUAAUGGACCAAAUAUUAAUAAAUGUUCUUCCCUUGAAAGUUAUCACAGAACCUAGAUCACUAGUAAGGAUGAUUUCCUUUUAUAUCACAAUAGGGUUUUUAUAUGUAGCUCCCUAAAAGGAUCUUUUUUUUCUAAAACCAAACAAUUUUAAAAUGACUUUUUCAACUUGUUCCUCUUUUAGGAAUAGGUAUUGAUUCAGAUGUAUUAUCUUUCACAACCGAGUGAGUUAAUCAGUUUUAAGAUUCAUUUUCGAUUAAGAGAUAAGAUUAAGAAAAUCAAUUUAAUGUAUCCAAACAAAAUGGUGUUUUGGACUGAAAAUAUAUUUACCAGAUAGGAAUUAGUCUGCAGUGGCUUCUCUGGUUUGAUUGCAUUUUGUGAAUAUUUUUUAUUUGUGUAACUGCAUGGGUGCUUAUAUUAGUUUUAUCAACAUAUUUUUGGGAAAAGUGUAUGAAUAUUUCUCAUAUGAUUUGCAUAAUUAUAAGAAUCUCUUAAUACUUUAUAAUGAUUGGUUAGAAGACCUUGUCAUGUAGGGAUUUUUUUGGCAGAUCAUUUUUGUUUUUAUGGAACUUGUUUGCCAGACUACAUUCAUUACCAAUAUAUUCAAAAUGGCUAAUUACCUGUGAUGAUUCCAUUAUCAUACUUGGGAUCUGCAGAGGUACAUAUGUUAUGUAUAUAUAAAAAAUAAUAAGGAUCACCACACAUUGUUUGUUUAUGGGUGAAUUGGUUCAGUUUACACACCAAUGAACUUUAACUACAGAACAAAAUGUGUUUUAUCCUAUUACAAUAUAUGUUUAAAAAUAAAUGGGAAUUGCCUGAUCAAAUAAAACUAUAAAUUUGAAGUUAUUAACUAGUCACCUAUAGCAGUAAAGUUUAUUAUUAAAAAUGUUUUCUUUCCAUCAUUAAAUCUUUUUAAUGAUGAUAUUUAUUAUCUCCCUUUGCUGGGGGAUUAUUAUCUCCCUUUGCUGGGGGAUUAUUAUCUCCCUUUGAUUGGGGAUAGUUGAUAAGUAAGCAACUUUUCCCAUCAUCCCAAACUUGCACAAAAAUGAAAGUUACUUUAGAAUACUUUGUGGUCAAAUAUUACAUAGGUGGAUCCAGUCUCCCCCUUUUCAUAGGAAAAAUUUGGUUGAUUAUAUAGGGAAUCACUGGAGCAGCCCCUCCUUGUG